Messenger RNA from Branchiostoma floridae (Florida lancelet), 1005 nucleotides. RefSeq lists its product as uncharacterized. The record is from RefSeq and is a predicted model, not a curated record. Lineage: Eukaryota; Metazoa; Chordata; Leptocardii; Amphioxiformes; Branchiostomatidae.
GUCUCCGACUCCAAAAAAAAUGGCGUCACUCUUACUUAUUUUCCUGUUCUUGGGGUUUAUGUUCGAAGUGAAGUGUUUCCCGGCUUCUGUCAACGAAUCCAUCUCCUUAAGAAAUGAAAAUAGAUUGCUGACCGUGCUAGGGAGACGAUUCCACUUCAACGAUGCAGAAGUGGAAGCAACAAAGGAGUUGAUUGAAGAUGAGGACAACAACAUUGACCCUGAACAAGACAAAAUAUUGUUCCGGCUCCAGGUUGAAGAAAUCGAGAGAAAACUAAAAACGAUGAGCAAUGAGGAAAUGGGAAUGAUAAGACAAGUUUUUGUUCGUAAUAUGGGGCCGGACAGAGCAGAGGAGGUCUUCGGUGCUGCAGAAUUAAUAUACGAAAGGGAAAAAGAAGCAAAUGAAAAGUUGCCAAAAUCGUUUCAACUAAACAGAGGAGAAGAAGAGGCUUUUGAGGAUCUUGUUGAGGAUACCAAAGAAGGAUGGGAUCCAGAAAUGGAAGAUCUGGAGUUCAAGCUCGGACUUUCCGAACUAAAAGACAUCUAUGGCCAACUGUCCCCGGAGCAGGAAGAAAGAUUAAGAGACCUGGUGGAGGUAGAAUUUGGAUCGGAGGAGGCAGCCUUGAUAAUCAAGGAAAUCAAGGCGAUCCACAAGGAAAUGUUGACGUUAGAAGCGAACACCAACGGAAAUAAUGGCAUCAGAUUAGCUGCGGAGAUAGUCGACAGAGUAGCUGACGAUCAAGAUAAUAGGAGGUUUUGGGGCGAGUUACAUGUGGACGUGCCCGAUGAGACAAGUGAAGGCAAUCUCGUUGACAACGGCUUGGAAGAAGUCAAAGCUAUUGGAAACACUUAUUUACUACAGGCUGCAGGAGCAAAUCUAACCCAAGGACAAGGCGUAGGCGCAAGUCAUGUCCCUGCAGAGACUUCAGGUCGAACCCCAGUUCACGCACAGCCUGCAGGUGCAAACCAUGAUCAAGCACAGUCUACAGGUGCAAACCAUGACCAUGC